AUGCCGUUGACGUCGCGCGCGAACGACCCGGAGGCGCUCGUGACGUCGUUCACGGUCGUCGCGCUCGACCGUGGGUUCGUGAUCAGGCCGUCACCGCCGUGGGAGGGCGCGUCGGCGUCGAGCACGCGGGACGACGCGAUGGGCGCGCUCGGGGCGUUCGCGUGCGCGUACGACGCGCGGUUCGUCGACCUGGCGAGGGAGAUCGCGAUCGAAGGGGUCGUCCCGCGAGAUGGGGCGUUGGAUCUCGUGCCGGUGACGUUCGUGGACGGGAAGUGCGCGUGCGAGCUGUGGGAUUUUCGCGGACGGCGCGGACGCGGGACGGCGGACGUGCGGAGAUUAGAACUGCGCGUGAGCGCGUCGACGAUCGCGCGAGAGGCGAGAAUGAUCGCCGAGAGGAUGUGCGAUGCGUCGGACGAGGCGGCGGUCGAAGCGAGGGCGUUGGCGUUGGAGGAAGCGGCGCUCGCGGCGACGCGCCCGCUGCGGUUGGGCGUCGCCGGUUUCACCCGGGACGCGCGCGAGCCGACGUUCAGGAACGCGUGGAGCGCGCGAGAAUAG
Ostreococcus tauri is the source of this 555-nucleotide messenger RNA. Its product is annotated as unnamed product. NCBI's taxonomy places the organism in Eukaryota, Viridiplantae, Chlorophyta, Mamiellophyceae, Mamiellales, Bathycoccaceae. The record is from RefSeq and is a predicted model, not a curated record. Bases 1 to 555 code for a protein of 184 amino acids. The transcript has a single exon.